Molecule: messenger RNA, 2627 nt
Organism: Galdieria sulphuraria
Lineage: Eukaryota; Rhodophyta; Bangiophyceae; Galdieriales; Galdieriaceae
Product: transcription-repair coupling factor (superfamily II helicase)
Exons: 5
Coding region: 97-2598 (833 amino acids)
Biological process (GO): DNA repair
Molecular function (GO): DNA helicase activity; ATP binding; nucleic acid binding
Source: RefSeq, a predicted model, not a curated record
GAAAAGAAUUAGUUUUUUUUGUUUUGUAAAAUGAAUUGAAUGAAGAGAGAAUAUGAAUCGUAUUAUCAUUGUUAAACGAUACUGUUGAAGACCUGAAUGAAUAGUUGGUGGUUGAAUAAGGAAACCAUCAUCUUUGGUUUUAUACUUUAUCAUAAUGGCGGCAAGUUUCCUAUGCUUCCUUUUGAGAAAGAAAAGUUUUCCAGACGUUCUCACUGUUCCCGUUGUAACGUAGUUCGAUACAAAAGCGGCUUCCCCAAGUUGCCUAACAAAACGACUUUUGAUUUGUAUAUGCAAAAUGUUCACAAUGAAAAACAUCAUACAACUGUCUAUGACUCUCACGACAAAGCAAAUGGGGCGAUACAGAAUAUAGAAACAAAGAUAGAUGCCCAUCUAAAAGUGGAACCUCUAUCGUGGAAACAGAUGGAAGCUGAUCGAGCAACCCCUGGACUAUCCAUCUUACCCGGAGAUUAUGUUGUGCAUAUGAAAUUUGGUGUAGGAAUAUUCAAAGGAACGGAAUACAAGUCUAAAGAUAAUACCAUCUAUCGAGAAUAUUUUAUUGUUCAGUAUAGAGACGGAAAGUUGAAUAUUCCAGUAGAAAGAGCCAACGAAAUACAUCGCUUUCGUUCCAGAGAAUCUGUAGCUGUACAAAGAGUAAGAGCACCUCGACUCGAUAGUUUGCGAAAGAGCUCGAGUUGGGAAAAGAGGAAGAAAAAGGCACUUGUUUCCAUCGAUAAACUUGCAGUGGAUAUUGUCAAAUUGUAUGCCAUUCGAGCAGAACAAAAACGUCCUAGAUAUCCUGCAGAUGAUAUAUUACAAGCCAACUUUAUCAAGUCAUUUCCCUUUGAGUUGACUCCCGAUCAACUUGCUUGUAUCGAAGAUAUUCGAAGAGAUAUGUGUGAAAGAGACUCUCCUAUGGAUCGACUUGUUUGUGGUGAUGUUGGCUUUGGAAAGACGGAAGUUGCUAUGCAAGCUAUAUUUAGAGCUUUUAGAGCUGGAAAACAAGUUGCUUUUAUAUGUCCUACCACAGUAUUAGCAAGUCAACAUUACCGCACUCUACAGAAUAGAAUGGAAGACUUUGGAGUGAAAGUUGCUUUGUUAUCGAGACAUUUUCCAAAGAGAAUGAAAGAGAGACGACAAUUGCAACAAGAUUUGAGUUUGGGUCAUAUUGAUGUUUUGGUUGGUACUCAAUCUUUGUUGUCAAACAAACUAGAAUUUGCAAAACUUUCGCUUUUGAUUAUUGAUGAGGAGCAAUGGUUGGGAGUCAACCAAAAGGAACGCUUGAAGACUAUAUCUACUUCUAUUGAUGUGUUGACAUUGUCGGCAACUCCCAUUCCGAGAACUUUACAUAUGGCAGUUGGUAAUAUUCGAGAUAUGAGUUUAAUAUUGACUCCUCCAAAGGGGCGAUUGGCAGUGGAGAAUUUUGUAUUGGCUUUUGAUGAUCCCUUAGUGGAUAAUCAUAUUGGAAAGGAACUCGCAAGAAAUGGUCAAGUUUAUAUUGUUUGUCCUCGAAUAGCCGAUAUUGAUCGAAUCGGACAGUUGAUAAAACAAAAGUUUCCUCAUUACCGAAUAUUAUAUGCGGAUGGAACUAUGAAAGAUGUCGAAGAUCGCAUUCUUUCCUUUAGUUUUCAUGAAUAUGAUAUUCUAAUUUCAACUUGUAUUAUAGAAGCAGGAGUGGAUAUUCCAGAUGCGAAUACUAUUAUUGUGUACAGAGCAACUAGUUUUGGUUUAUCACAAUUAUAUCAAAUACGUGGACGUGUAGGUCGUUCGAAAGUUCAAGCAUUUGCUAUUUUCACAUUUGAUCCCAAAGUAGAAAUGACGAAUGAAGCUACCGAACGUCUAAAGGCAUUGGAGCAAUUGAGUUCCUUAGGUAGUGGAUAUGAAGUUGCCAAUCGUGACUUGGAAAUUCGAGGUCCUGGAAGCUUGAUUGGAAUAGAACAGAGUGGAGAAGUUGGUUCCAUUGGCUUUGAGAUGUAUAUGAAUCUAUUAAAAAAUACUUUGGAUCGACUUCGAGGAAAACUGGUUCCUGUUGUUGAAGAUUGUGAAGUGAAUGUAACUUUACCAAGUUAUAUUCCAGAGUCAUAUAUAAAGGUUGAAUCUGAAAGAAUGGCAGCUUAUCGAACUUUGGGACAAGUGACGAAUACAAAAGAAAUGGAUUGGCUUGAAAAUACUUGGAAAUAUAAUUAUGGUGAAUGUCCCUCAUCUGUAUCUUGUUUAUUUCAAGUAUCCAGAAUACAGUUAUUGGCUCGAAAAGUUGGAAUUUCGGCUAUAUGCAUAGAAGAAGACUUUGUGCAAGUUGUAGUAGAAAUGGAAAAGUUAACGUGGGAUUGCCUUUGUGCCACAGUGUUCCAUUCAGUUGAGAAUAAUAAUAAUUCCACACAUCAUGAAUAUUUACGUUCCUUUGUAUUGGUUCGAGAAGAAAAGGAAAGAGACCCAUUAGAAAAUAAUAUCAUUGCUAUACGUUCUGUAUUAAGGUCUACUAUGAUUGCAACCGUUAAGGAUCCAGAAAGAAUACUAUACAUUUUGCGGCAAGUUUUACAAAACAUGGCGAAUGUGGCAGAAAAGAUGCGUUUUCAAGAAUUUCAGACGAAAGCACAAUAAAGCAUCCCAUGAAAAUAUCUCAAAGCAAA